ACACGUCUUGUUCCUCCUCUCACUUUUAGGCUUCUUCAGUUGUGAGAGGGCACGCGAGUGUCCAUCUUUGGCUCUCUGAGUGAGUGAUGGCCACGAUGGCCUCUUACACUGCCUACAGUGGCUACAGCAAACCUCCUCAAUCUUACGUUGGUACUUACUAUGAUCAGAAGGACGCCCAGACUUACGCCGAUUCGGUGUAUGAGGAGAAAAAGAGAAUCGAGAAGAAGGACCGUCGGGAGGCGAUCUGCUGUGAGGUAGUAGCUCUGGUGAUCGGCUUCAUCGGACUCAUUGGAGUGGCGGCCGUGACGGGCCUGCCCAUGUGGAAGGUGACGGCCUUCAUUGAGGAGAACAUCAUCGUCAUGGAGACCCGCUGGGAGGGCUUGUGGAUGAACUGCUACCGACAGGCCAACAUCAGGAUGCAGUGCAAGGUGUACGACUCCCUGCUCUUCCUGCCUCCAGACCUCCAGGCUGCCAGAGGCCUGAUGUGCAGCUCCGUGGCUCUGACCACCUUCGCGCUCAUCGUCUCGGCCGUGGGGAUGAAGUGCACCAAGGUGGUGGAUCAUCGGGCGCGCACCAAGCACGUUGUCCUCGUGGCGGGAGGCUGCCUGUUCCUGCUGGGCUGCAUCACGACCAUCAUCCCCGUGUCCUGGACGGGUCACGUCAUCAUCAGGGACUUCUACAACCCCCUGCUGAUCGACGCCCAGCGCAGGGAGCUGGGAGAGGCUCUCUACAUCGGCUGGGUGACGUCCGCUUUGCUUUUCAGCGCCGGGGUGAUCCUGCUGUGCCGCCACGCUCCACGCACCCAGGAGCCAGAUGAGAGGAUUGAAUACAAUCCAGGUGGAAAUAUCUACCAACCAGGAUACUCAAUGCAGCCGUAUACAUACCAGCCAGCGUAUUCCUACCAACCUGCCUAUACUGCUCCCCCUGGCUCUGUGAUUUACACACCAAACCAGUUCCAGUGAGGGAGCUCAAUCAGACAAUUUUGGACUUUUAGAUUUUGAGCACCAAAAUGAGGGGAAUCAAGUGACUGAUAUGACCGAAGGCUGUCACUGGGACGAGCCAACGCUUUCAUUACUUUCUCAAAGGAGAGCCAAAUGCAUUACAGCCCAAUUUAAAAUUCAUUGUGGAACAGUGUGUGUUUGGGUCAACGUUGAAUUAAGCGCCAAUCUUUCGUUUCUCCACCUUGUUCGCUUCUUGUGUUCUUGUUAAAUGUUAUCAGUCAAAUGAGUGUUUUUAAUCGUUCAUAAUAACCUUUAAUGUGCACCUCAAUAACUGGUUAUCCACCGUCUGCUGACCUGCACUUUGAGAACAAAUUAUGCACUAGUCCUCUUUCAGUUAUAGUGCAGAUGGGUUGUAUUUACUGCUGAGCAUAUUUUGUUGUACAUGUCCAUGUUUACUUUCACAGCGUCGGCCUAAACAUGAGGUCAGAUGUUGUUUGCAAUAAAAUGGAGAAGUUUGACAGAA
Molecule: messenger RNA, 1464 nt
Organism: Myripristis murdjan (pinecone soldierfish)
Lineage: Eukaryota; Metazoa; Chordata; Actinopteri; Holocentriformes; Holocentridae
Gene: cldn8.2
Product: claudin 8.2
Exons: 1
Coding region: 87-962 (291 amino acids)
Cellular component (GO): membrane; bicellular tight junction
Molecular function (GO): structural molecule activity
Source: RefSeq, a predicted model, not a curated record